AAUUUUCACCAAUUUUAAAUUCGAAAAGAAAUAAGAAAUCUCAUUCCAGUUUCCAUUUACAUCAAUCUACAGCUUUGUAUUGUUAUAAUUUGUUAAUUUCGUUUUAUAUUAAUAAAAAUAUACUUAUCAAUUAUCAAUAGGUUUUUCUUCUUAUUAUUAUUAUUUUCUGUCUGAGUUCAAAACAAAAAUGGAUUUAGAAAUGGCAACAGUUGUCAAGCAGGAGAUUGGUAGCAGCCAAGAACCAACAACACAGAUCAGCACACCAUGGUUUCUAAUCAAAGAUGAGGAUUAUGGUGAUGAAAAUGACAAUGAACAGCGUUUAGGCAAUUUUUGCCAAAUUUUCAUCAAAGAGGAAGUGUAUGAUGAGCAAGAGGCUGAAGGAUGUUCUGUGAAUAGUGAGCCUUCAUCUAUCAGCAGGACAUCUGCAAGCCCUACAAAUGCAACGGAAGUGGGUGGACUCGAACGCAACGAUCAACAUUCCAUCUCUUCGGUAGGAAAGAAGUGUAACUUUUGUGACUAUAAAUGUGCUCGUGCGGAUUAUUUGAAAAUUCACAUCAGAAAGCAUACAGGAGAAAAACCAUUCAGCUGUGAGUUUUGUGACCAUAAAUUUGCUACAUCUGGUCAAUUAAUAUUACACAAAAGAACACAUACUGGAUAUAAACCUUACAGCUGCGAGUUUUGUGACUUUAAAUGUACCACUUCAGGUAAUUUGAAAUAUCACAUCAGAACACAUACAGGAGAAAAACCUUACAGCUGCGAGCUUUGUGACUAUACAUGUGUUACUUCAAGUCGUUUGAAAAUACAUGUUAUGAGAAAACAUAGGCCUACAAGAGAAUUAACUUUCAACUGUAACUUUUGUGACUUUAAAUGUGCUCGUGCAGAUUAUUUGGAAAUUCACAUCAGGAUUCAUACAGGAGAAAAACCAUUCAGCUGUGAGUUUUGUGACCAUAAAUUUGCUUCAUCUGGUCAAUUAAUAUUACACAAAAGAACACAUACUGGAUAUGAACCUUACAGCUGCGAGUCUUGUGACUUUAAAUGUACCAGAUCAAGUGAUUUGAAAAAACAUAUCAGAACUCACAGGAGUGAAACCUUACAGCUGCGAGCAUUGUGACAAUAAAUGUGUUCAAAUAGUUUGAAGAUACAUAUGAAAAACAUACAGGAGAAUUACCUUUCAACUGUAACUUUUGUGGCCAUAAAUUUGCGCGUGAAGAUUGUUUGAAAGUUUACAUCAGGAAGCAUAUACACGAAAAAAACCUUCCGGCUAUGAGUUUUGAGACUAUAAAAAUGUACUACAUCUGGUCAAUUAAUACUACAGAAAAGAACACAUACUUACUGGAGAAAAUUUCGAGAGAGUUCUGUGCCUAUAAAUUAAUGCACUAUUUACAUUAUUUGGAAUCACAUCUUAGAAUCCAAACCUUUUAGCUGCAAAAUCUGUGUUUUUAAAUGUGCAUGGAUUUAUAUCAACUGAAGCUUUACCACCAUGUUAGCCAUCACAAUUUAUUAAGCUAUAUUCGUAUUCUGUACUUUUUAUAAUAAACUGAAUCACGUUAGGCCUAGUAGGAUAAAAAGGAGAAGUCAUGCGCAGGAUGUGCCAGACUUCUCCUUUGAAUAACCUUAACCCCAAUGACGUCACUGAUAAAUUUAGAGAUAAAUCACUGACUCCAAUCUUGACCUUGAAAAAAGUGUAGCAAUUGUUUGAUAAGUCUAAGAAGCUCGUCCUACAUUCUGCAUUCCAAGCUUCUUCUAUUGUUUUAUUUUGCUAGUGUGUGUUUUGGAUCAUAAGGGGGAUCUGAAUAAUAAUCAUUUAUUCGACUAAUCAAAUCAAUGGGAAGCUCUUGGUAGACCUAAACUUGGUUUUACUAGCCAUCCAAGCUCCCGAAAUGUCUGCUCCAAGCUAUCGAGGAUCCAGUUGCCUCCACAUUUAACCGUCCCGAGGCCCCCAUUCAACGGGAGGCUGACGCCGAAGAAUACAUCCAGCGGCUGUAAGCUGGAGAGUCUACUUGGUGAUAAUCAACAAUCAGCAGUGGAGCAGCCUCGGUGGAUUAUAUACAAGUAGCAGUGGAGCAGCCUCGGUGGAUUAUAUACAAGUAAAGAUGGUCAAGUUGAAAAAGAUGGUGAAGAAGAAAAUAUUGAUGAAGAUGGUGGAACAGCAUUGAGGGUUGAAAUGUUAUUGAUUUGGCUUAGAUUUGAAAUCUUAAGGUCUUUUCUUCUCGUACAUGAGUCAUACAGUACUAACUGAAAAUGAUGUCUAUAUUUCGCUCAUGCCAAACACUUUGAUGAAAAAGAAUUACUUUUAGAUUGAUUGCCUCACAUAACUGACAACAUCAGCUGCCUGCUGCAUAUUUUCAUUGAGAUCUCUAUUUAUCCAUUUUUAUUUAAUAAUUGUCCGACAUGAACUAUAAAGGUAUAGGCUAUAUUUGCACUCAUGAAAAAGUAGGUUUGUAAAAAUCAAUGUGUGUUUGUAUAAAAAAAUAAAAGCUUUCAGUGUUGCUUCAAUUAUGUUUAUUUUAUGUUUUCAUAAAAAUUCACCAGAUUAUAGGCCCUUACUAGAAUAUUCAUGAGUAGGAUGAGUAGGCCUAUUGAAUUUUGUGACUAUGACUAUAGUG
Nilaparvata lugens (brown planthopper) is the source of this 2606-nucleotide messenger RNA. RefSeq names its product zinc finger protein 239-like. Gene Ontology annotation, molecular function: DNA-binding transcription activator activity, RNA polymerase II-specific; RNA polymerase II cis-regulatory region sequence-specific DNA binding. Lineage: Eukaryota; Metazoa; Arthropoda; Insecta; Hemiptera; Delphacidae. The coding region runs from base 188 to 1111 and encodes 307 amino acids. Gene Ontology annotation, cellular component: nucleus. The record is from RefSeq and is a predicted model, not a curated record. The transcript has 4 exons. Gene Ontology annotation, biological process: regulation of transcription by RNA polymerase II.